Platichthys flesus (European flounder) is the source of this 874-nucleotide messenger RNA. Its product is annotated as CMRF35-like molecule 8. Gene Ontology annotation, molecular function: transmembrane signaling receptor activity. The record is from RefSeq and is a predicted model, not a curated record. NCBI's taxonomy places the organism in Eukaryota, Metazoa, Chordata, Actinopteri, Pleuronectiformes, Pleuronectidae. Gene Ontology annotation, cellular component: plasma membrane. The transcript is spliced from 5 exons. Bases 45 to 719 code for a protein of 224 amino acids.
UUGGUGAUUUCCUGUGAAGCAGCGUUAGAGCUUCAGUCCUCAACAUGAACGCUCAUCUCAUCUUCUUCUUUCUCAGCUCCUUGUUGCAGGACGGUCUCACUGAGUCUGUGUUCACUGGACCUGAAGGAGGAUCCAUCACAGUCAGCUGCUCAUUUUUCUUCCCUGGACGAACGAGGCGUUUCUGCAGGAAGUCGUGUGGAGACGGAGACGUCCUGAUUGAGACAGAAGACGUCUCAGCUCAGAGAGGCAGAUACAGCAUCGAAUAUGAAAAAGCAUCUGAUCUACUGUCUAAUUCAUUUGUUCAUGUGACAAUAAAACAGCUGAGGAAGUCCGACUCUGGAAAGUACACGUGUGGUUUGAAGAGAACUCUUCAUCCAGAGGGAAAUGAAAGGAUUGAGAUCAUCGUCACAGACGCUUCACCUUCUUCGACACCAAACUGGCCAGUGGAACCUUCUCCAACAUCUCUCCCAGCAGCCACAGCCACAGCUCCCACUUCCAGCUCUCCUGAAACCAGUGAGCAGUCAUCUGCUCCCACCUCAAGCUCUCCUGAAACCAGUGAGCAGUCAUCUGCUCCUCAGGUACCUCAGGUGCAGAUGACUACCGGUGAGAAGAUCGUAGCUCAUCUGCUGAAUGUGAGCUUCAUCUUCAUCCUCAUCAUCACACUCUCAGUGACUGUGAUGGCUUUCUGCAGGAUCAGAACCAGUAAACACACAGGGUGAAGUCGACUCCAUCACGUGCACCGACACUGAGGUGGGGCCUCACCUCAGUGACUCACUCCACAGCGCCCCCUAUAGACAUGUGGACACUGUGUCAGUGAAGAAGCUUCAUGUUCUCUGUUCUACACUUAUUAAUAAACUUUGUAUCUAUUCAUGUG